AUGACGGGAGGAUCAAAAUUCGAGGUCUCGAAAUUUAAUGGUCAUGGCAAUUUCGGAUUAUGGCAGACGAGAGUAAAAGAUUUAUUGUCGCAGCAAGGAAUUCAGAAAGGGCUGCGUGCAGAAAAGCUAAAGGGGAUGGAAGACGAUGAUUGGCAAGAUCUGCAGGAACGGGUGGCUGGGACGAUUCGGUUGUGCCUUGCAGAUGAAGUUAUGUAUCACGUUAUGCAUCUCAAAUCGGCGGAUGAGAUCUGGAAGAAAUUGGAAUCGCAGUUCAUGUCAAAAACCCUAACGACAAAACUGUAUCUAAAGCAGAGGUUAUACGAGCUGAAGAUACAGGAGGGGACCGAUUUAGGGCAACAUGUGAAUAUCUUCAAUCAGGUUGUCACGGAUUUGGCUUCACUCGAAGUCAAGAUUGAAGAUGAAGACAAGGCGAUGAUUUUACUGUGUUCGUUACCUCCUUCUUACGAACAUAUGGUGACUACCCUUACAUAUGGGAAAGAAACGAUCAAGACUGAGGAGAUUACUUCAGCGUUGUUGGCUCACAACCAGCAGAAAUUGAAAUCUGGAGAGUCAUCUUCUCAAAGUGACAGUUUAUAUGUGAAGGAAAAUGGGCCCAACGGAAAUGAAAGCUCGAUGAAAGACUCUACGGCAAACGGGACGUUGCUGCGGGGUCUCAACAACUAUCGGGCUGCCUCUGUGGUACCUCCGGCAACAUACGGUCGAUGGCUCGUGGUUGAGAUAGGCUGCUCAGAAAAUGACGGGGACGCCGGCGAUGGAAUCGGUCAGAAGCUGCUCACGCGAAAGAAAAUGGCGGACUGA
Striga hermonthica is the source of this 819-nucleotide messenger RNA. The record is from the annotation of a GenBank genome assembly. NCBI's taxonomy places the organism in Eukaryota, Viridiplantae, Streptophyta, Magnoliopsida, Lamiales, Orobanchaceae.